GAAGUCUCUAUGGUUUCCCUGAAAGGCGCGCUGCGGAAGCGCCUGUUCCUCGUGCUUCCGGUUGAUAUCUGCGGCUGGAGCAGUGUCAAAGACAAAUACUUGAAUGUGUGAUGGAUCCUGUGAGGGCUCAGCAGCUGGCGGCUGAGUUGGAAGUGGAGAUGAUGGCUGAUAUGUACAACAGAAUGACCAAUGCCUGCCAUCGCAAAUGCGUCCCUCCACACUACAAGGAGGCUGAGCUGUCCAAGGGAGAGUCUGUGUGCCUGGAUCGCUGCGUCUCCAAGUAUUUGGACAUCCAUGAGCGCAUGGGCAAGAAGCUGACGGAGCUCUCGAUGCAGGAUGAGGAGCUGAUGAAGAGGAUGCAGCAGGGGGCUGGGCCGGCGUAGCACAAAUAAACACAAACACACACUUUGGAUAAUGGACAACAUGCCCAUGUGCUUACCACCCCCUUUCCCCUACUUUGUGCCUGGACUCUGUUGAUCCCUCCUUUUGCCAAUAAAAUGUUGAACAUUGUGUUAUCUGUUAACGACCAGG
This is a messenger RNA of Lacerta agilis (Sand lizard), 531 nucleotides long. It is a transcript of the gene TIMM10, whose product is annotated as translocase of inner mitochondrial membrane 10. The coding region runs from base 111 to 383 and encodes 90 amino acids. Gene Ontology annotation, cellular component: mitochondrial inner membrane. The transcript is spliced from 3 exons. The record is from RefSeq and is a predicted model, not a curated record. NCBI's taxonomy places the organism in Eukaryota, Metazoa, Chordata, Lepidosauria, Squamata, Lacertidae. Gene Ontology annotation, biological process: protein insertion into mitochondrial inner membrane.